Molecule: messenger RNA, 1740 nt
Organism: Tribolium castaneum (red flour beetle)
Lineage: Eukaryota; Metazoa; Arthropoda; Insecta; Coleoptera; Tenebrionidae
Product: synaptic vesicle glycoprotein 2B
Exons: 10
Coding region: 112-1674 (520 amino acids)
Biological process (GO): transmembrane transport
Cellular component (GO): membrane
Molecular function (GO): transmembrane transporter activity
Source: RefSeq, a predicted model, not a curated record
UAUUUGGUCGUCACAGACAAUAGAAUUAACGUCUAAAUUCUGAUUACACAAGUUAGAUUAUAAAAAGUUGUGCACUUUGCUAACUCAGACUGUCCGUGGCCGUUAGAAACAAUGUCGAAAGAUGAGACGCUUUCAACAACAAGUACGUCUACAAUUACCGACGAGAACAAUAAAUCAAGUUCUAAAGUUAUUACAGAAGAAAAUGCAGAUUUCGAAACAGCAAUAUCAGCCACCGGUUUCGGCCUUUUCAACUUAAUUCUAGUGGCAGUUUCAAUUCCUUCGAUAUUAGCGUCACAACUUGAAACAUCCUCCCUCUCUUACGUGUUUCCUGUCGCUAGGUGCGACUUAGACAUAUCUCUAGAAGCGAGAGGAUUGCUAAAUGCAAUAGUUUACACAGGAAUGAUAACUAGUUGUUUCAUGUGGGGCUCAUUUAUAGACGUCUUCGGACGUCGAAAAAUCCUAGUUUUCACACACAUAGGCGGAGCUUUUUUCGUUUUAAUCACAACUUUUGCCCCCAAUUUUUACGUCUUGCUCGUUUCAAAAUUCCUGGGAGGGUUUACGGUGAAUGGUUUUUCAAUGGCCUUAACGCCCUAUUUAUCUGAGUUUCACGGAACGCAAUAUAGGGCCAGUGUGCCUAUAAUAAUCGGACUUUUGUUUAGUAUUGCAAAUCUGUGUUUGCCACUUCUAGCAUGGUCCGUUUUACCGCUUGAUAUUAACUUUGGCAUUUUCGGAAGUUUUGAAUUUCAUGCCUGGAAUCUGUUCCUGUUUGUGACAACGUUUCCGACUCUAAUCGCCGGAGUUUUAUUUUUUCUAAUGCCUGAAAGUCCCAAAUAUCUGAUGUCGAAAGGAAACAACGAAGAUGCCUUACAAGUGUACCGGAAAAUAUUUAAACUGAACAAGAGACAACCUAAAGAAAAUUUUCCGUUCAAAUCUCUAAUAGACGAUAAGCAAAUUUUUCAAAAAAAGUACGGUGUGAGGGAGGCUUGGCAACAAAUAUCGCCGUUAUUUUCGUUGAAAUAUGCCGGAAGUUUAACGAUUGUUUGCCUAUUGCAACUGUUCUUAAUGAUGAGUAUCAACUCUUUACGCUUGUGGUUGCCCGAAAUUUUCCAAGUUAUUAACGACUAUGAGCAGGACCACAACAAGACAAUUUCUUUUUGCGAAAUGUUGGGUACAAUAAAACCCACCACUGACGAGGAAAGUGAUACUUGUUCAAUGAACUUUGAUAACUCUUCAGUUUACAUUAAUUCACUCUAUGUAGCUUUGUGUGCAAUAAUCGGCUGUGUUAUUAUCGCAAUUUUCAUUAAUAAAAUUGGGAAGAAAACUAUUUUAAUUUCUUUGGGACUCAUUGGUGGCAUAACGGUAGCUGCUAUCUAUUUUACGCCCAAUAGCUCAACUGCUUUGGGCCUUAUUUGUGUCUAUUUGAUGUGUAUAGGUAUUUCUCUAGAUACACUUAUUGCGGCAACUGUUGAUUUAUUUCCAACUUCCUUAAGGGGUUCAGCCCUUUCUGUGUCUUUCAUGUUUGGUAGAAUCGGUUCCGUUUUAGGCAAUUUAAUACUACCGAUACUUAUUCAAGCAGGUUGUGCGCCUACUUUUUUCACACUUGCAGGCUUUGUCAUAGGUUGCAUUAUACUUUCUGUUUUUAUACCAAAUACUGAGCACAAAGCAUUGGGUUAACCCCAUUUCAUGACUGUAAACACCAAAAACAAGAAGAAUAAAAGAACUGUUCUAAAACAAUAACAA